CACUACCACCUGCUAAGAGAUGAUUCAACCAACAAACUUGUGUGAGAUUUGUGGAACUAAACCCAGCCUGCUUACAGUAUUGUAGAGUUUACUCAUUUAAAGUGGAAGUAAGUAUCAGCUUACAGAAGCCUGAAGAAUGAAUGUGUGGGUGUUGCCGGGGUGGGUCAGUCAGUGAGCUGUGUGGGUGGGAGCUUUGGUUUGGGUCGGCGGACACCCCUGGGCCCCAAGAACCUCUCAGCUAACGUUCUUGGGGUUAGUGUAGCGGCCCCCCACCCCACCGCCCAUCCUGACGUCACGUCUGGAGGCUGGCUGCUCGCGCCGCUAACACUGUUCACCUCCAACAGAGAAACUUUCCUGGAGUUCUCAGGCUCUUCUGACUGCGGACCAAGUCAACCCCUGCUCAGAGGAAGCCGCAGCGGUUCGGGAGACAGACCGUGGCGCUAAAUUAGGCUAUUCACUUCUACAGCCGAGGAACGUUACAUGCCCUAUUUUAUUUAAAACUUCUGAAAGUGAAGCCAACGUUUUUCCCUGGGUAAUGUUAGCGUAUUAAGUAGGCUACAUCCAUAUACCGAGUCGGGUAGGAGGUCUGGCUGCCUACAGGAAUAUGCUCAGGAAUACAAAAGUUUUUUCUCACUAGUAAAAAGUAAAAUACGUUUUUUCACGGAGCUGAAAGUAACGUAACUGGACCUCUUUUCCCCCUAAACUCCCCCCCCCCCUUCUUCGGAUUCGGUAUGGAUAUGGCUUGGAUUAUAUGGGGCCUCUUAUCUUCUUUCGGGUUGAUUCUCUCCCCGGUGUGUGUGUCAGCGGAGCAGCAGCAGAGCCAGAGCGGCUUCAGGAGGCUGUACGUUCUCCAGCCCGGCCCGGGCCCGGGGGCGACCGGAGCGGGUGGAGGGGUGCGAGUCAGCUCCAUCUCGACGCGUCACGGCGCGGCGGGGCAGCCGCACACGUACAACGUGGAACUCACCUCCAGCCUCGGUGGCCAGGUCCGGACCCGCAGGAUGGGGAGCCAUGCAGCUUCAACCCCGCAGCUGAGCCAGGAGCAGAGCGGACAGGAGCAGAGCCAGCAGAGGCAGCUCAUGAAACUGUCUGGGGUGAAUGUCUGUGGAGGGCACUGCUGUCAUGGAUGGAGCAAAGCUCAGGGAUCGCAGCGGUGCACAAAGCCCAACUGCAUCCCUCAAUGCCAGAAUGGAGGAAUGUGCCUCAGGCCUCAGCUCUGUGUCUGCAAGCCUGGCUCAAAUGGGAAGGUAUGUGAACAGAAGACUGUGCCCACACAUCCCUUCCCAGCACUGCCUGGGAAUGGACCCACCAAUGGACACACUAAUGGUCCCACUAAUGGACACAAUGGGGUACCCCAGCGGCCUAUACCACAGCAAGUGCUUCCCAAUGGGCAUGCCUCUGCCCCCCCUCCAUCUAGCAACAUGGCCCAGAUGAAACUAACUGUCAAGCCGGCCCAGCUUGUACGACCACAUUACAUCCAACAGCACAUCCAGCAGCAGAUUCGGCCCAUGCACCCAGGUCAGAGCCAGCAGUAUGUUAUAAAGCCCAAAUACUACCACACACACACACAGACGCAUGUCCAGUCCCAUCCUGAGAGGCCGAUCCCCCUUACAGUGGGGCACAGCCCUAUCCAUGUGGGCAACCACACAGGAAGGAUCAAGGUGGUCUUCACACCAACCAUCUGCAAAUUAACCUGCAUAGGAGGCAGGUGUCAUAACAACUGCGAGCUGGGGAACACCACCACCAUCAUCAGUGAGAACGGUCAUGCUACAGACACCCUGACAGCACCCAACUUCAGAGUAGUCGUGUGUCACCUGCCGUGUAUAAAUGGCGGCAAAUGCAGUGCCAGGGAUAAGUGUCAGUGUCCUCCCAGCUUUACUGGAAAGUUCUGUCAGAUGCCCAUUCAGAACGGACACCAGCAGCACCAGCAGACAUCAGGCAGCUACAGUCAAACUCAAGUCCACUCCACACAUACACUACCUCUGACCUACAGCAACGGCCAGAGUCCUGUGUUCAGCCCCAGCAUCGUCAACAUCCACAUCAAACAUCCUCCAGAGGCCUCUGUCCAGGUACACCAGGUGUCUCAGCUGGACAACUACCACAACAACGGGCACCAGCUGAAAGGUUCCCAGUCAGGCUCCUCUUCAUCCACCAGCUAUAGAUACCACCACACAGAGAGCAGCCAGAAUAUCCAGCACCACGGCUACAACAUAGUUUAUCCCAGCCAGCAUGGCUACCAGGUCCCGCAGUACCAGCCCGUCACCUCCAAGAACACGCUGGGUCGCUGCUUCCAGGAGACUGCAGGGAGUCAGUGUGGAAAGGCUCUGCCAGGUCUCACUAAGCAGGAGCAGUGUUGUGGGACCAUUGGGACGUCCUGGGGUUUCCAGAAAUGCCAGAAAUGUCCAAAGAAACCAUCGAUCCCUCUGAUAGAUUGUCCGGAGGGUUACAAGAGAAUCAACAGCUCUCAUUGCCAAGAUUUAGAUGAGUGCCAGCUACAGGGAGUGUGUCCUAAUGGGAACUGUCUGAACACCAUGGGCAGCUACAGGUGCCAUUGUAAACCUGGCUAUGUCCCUGACCCCACGCUCACCAUGUGCAUAUCCAACACGCCUGCCAUCCAAGAGGAGAAGGGUGCUUGCUUCCGUUUGGUCAGCUCAGGGAAGCAGUGUUUGCACCCGGUGUCUGCCCAGCUGAGCAAACAGCUCUGCUGCUGCAGUGUGGGCAAAGCCUGGGGCCCUCGUUGUGACAAAUGCCCCCCUCCAGGAACAGCUAAGUUCAAAGAGAUCUGUCCCGGUGGAAUGGGCUACACUGUUCUACCAAAUCCACCUGUCAAUAAGCCAGUCACCGUUUACCAGAAGCCCAUUGACCCGCUACACCCUCAACCCCUGCCAACACCAGAAAGACCAGUGGAGGCUUUUGGCAAACCAGAAGAGAUUAUACCAGUAGCAACAACUGCACCAGAUCAGGAGCUGGUAGUUCCUGUGAUUAGUAACAGGCCAGUAGUUGAACCUAUCCUGCCCCAGCUAUCUCCGGGUGUAUCCACUGUCAAGAUCGAGGCAGCUUACCCAGAGGUUGUUGAGAGGAGCUCUCCACCUGCACCAGUCGAGAUCCUCCCAUCUAAUGCAGGCCAGGACAUCGCUCCCACCCAGUCAGCUGAGGUGGAUCAGUGCCAGAUCAGCCCUUAUAUUUGUGGCUCAGGGAUUUGUUACAACACAGCUGAGAGUUACACCUGCCACUGUGAUGAGGGAUACCGCCUGAAUGACGCCCAAACCACCUGUGUAGAUGUAGAUGAUUGUCUGGAAAGCCCAUCUUUGUGCUUUGGCGGUCGCUGCGAGAACACAGAAGGCAGCUUCCUGUGUGUUUGUCCGAGGGGAUUCCUCGUCGAUGAAGAGGGAUCCAGCUGUGUUGAUUUCGAUGAAUGUGCAGACAGGACAGUGUGUCCUUCUGGUAUCUGCUUCAACGUGCCGGGGAGCUACAACUGUGGCUCCUGUCCUAAUGGCUUCUUGGCACAGGGAGGCCAAUGUGUUGAUAUAGAUGAGUGCCAGGAUCAGCGGGUCUGUACCAGAGGCCACUGCCAGAACACUGAAGGCUCCUUUAUCUGUCUGUGUGGGCCAGGUUUCAGAGUGUCCCCAGCUGGAGACCACUGUGAUGAUGUGGAUGAGUGUUUAGAAGACCCCAGGCCCUGUGAGGCUGUCGGGGAGUGUGUUAACAACAUGGGCUCCUACACCUGUACCUGCCCCAGGGGAUACCGACAGGUCAACGGCACCAGCUGCAGAGAUAUUGAUGAGUGCGUGGAUGAACCGGAGCUCUGUUCCCCCCAUGGCGAGUGUCUCAACACAGAGGGAUCCUAUCUGUGUGUGUGUGAGAGUGGAUUCACGGCCAACCUCGACACACCCACCUGUGAUGAUAUUGAUGAGUGUGGGCUCAAUGAGACAAUGUGUGGCCCUCAUGGUUUUUGUGAGAACAGACUGGGUUCCUUCCGAUGCCUCUGUGACCAGGGCUACCAGGAGACCCAGGAUGGCCAAAGCUGUGUGGAUGUGAACGAGUGUGAGCUGCUGAGCAGUGUGUGUGGAGAAGCCCAGUGUGUGAACGUUGAUGGUUCCUUCCUCUGUGUGUGUCCCAGCGGCCAGGACUACAACGUCAUGAUCGCCAAGUGUGAACCCUUUCCCACAGCGUCAUCAGUGGAGCGUAAGGAGUGCUACUAUCGUCUGAAUGAUGAGAACCUGUGUGAGAGUGUGCUGACCAGCCACGUCACCCUGCAGGAGUGCUGCUGCACUUUGGGAGCCGGCUGGGGUGACAACUGUGAGGUGCAUCCCUGUCCUGUCAAUGGCACAGACCAGUUCAAUCAGAUGUGUCCAUCUAAAAGAGGUUUUAUUCCCAGCGGAGACGUGCUGUACGGAGUAACCACAGCUGAGAGCUACAAAGAUGCAGAUGAAUGUACACUGUUUGGUCAGGAGGUGUGUAAAGGAGGCUUCUGUCUGGAUACUGUGGGCAGCUACGAGUGUUACUGCAAGACCGGACAGGACUACGACUCUGCCAACCUGGAGUGCAGAGACAUCAAUGAGUGUCUGGAUGAGUCAGUGUGUGUUGGUGGACAGUGCAUAAACACAGAUGGCUCAUACAUGUGUUUCUGUACACAUCCCAUGAUGUUGGACCCCAACAGUAACCGCUGCAUCUUUGUUCCCGAGGUAGCCGAGCAACAUGAGUCGGAUCGGGAGCACUACCAGGAUAUCUGCUGGCAGACGGUGACAGAAACCCUGUCAUGUACGAGGCCGCUGGGUCAAGAGAGGAAGACCACAUACACAGAGUGCUGCUGUCUGUAUGGAGAGGCCUGGGGCACAUACUGUGCCCUGUGUCCACCCAGACACACCGAGGAUUAUGCAGCUAUGUGUAACCUUCCUCUGGGUGAAGGCCGGCGGCCAUAUGGUCAUGAUGCCCUUGUUGCUGGCCCAGUCCAUGAAUAUGAAGUGAACCCGGACUAUUCACCGUCACCUGAGCAGCAGGCUGGCCUGCCUUUUUAUGAGAAUGAGGAGUAUCCAUACAAGGCUUUCGAGGGUUUGCAAGCAGAGGAGUGUGGAAUACUGAACGGCUGUGAGAAUGGUCGGUGUGUCCGGGUUCAGGAGGGUUACACCUGUGACUGCUUUGAUGGAUACACCCUGGACCUGUCCCGCAUGGCCUGCGUUGAUGUGAACGAGUGUUCAGAACUAAACAAUCGGAUGUCGUUGUGUAAAAAUGCAAAGUGCAUCAACACAGUGGGCUCCUAUCAGUGUGUGUGUCUGCCGGGCUUCUCUGCCUCUGACAAACCUAACUACUGUGUGGAGGCAACAGUACACCAAACAUCAACACACACACAGUGAGCAUGGAUGGACACUAGUGGGCGACAAAAGACACUAAAACCACAUGCACAAGCUUGUAUUAUUAUACUUGUGAGGACGUCCACUAACUACAUUCAGUCACUGCCAAAUCCUCAACACUAACCUAAAGUAGAGCUCACUGGUUGAAAUGUCCAGCAGCACUCCCAGAUCACUCACAGCUGAUCAUGUGGCAGUGACCUGAAGGAAAGUUAGAGAUUAGGGGGUUAUAUAACAAAAUCACAAGCGCACAGUGUGUGUACAGUGUAAAUGAUAAAAAUCCUCCAGAACCUAAACCUUAAACCUUGCCUGGGAAUUAAACUCAUCCUUAUUCAAAUUUACUCCAUAACCUAACAACUAAUCUAAAUCCAGAUCUACCGUUUAUCAGUGUCAUUAUAUUUACUCAUUUCCUGCAUUUCCCUUCUGUUCUACAACACUAUAGAUUUUUUUUACUACUUCUGUUGUAUUACAUUUUAUAUAUUUUCUUAAUUUUACUGGUUUUCCAAUAUGGACAUAAUUUAUAUAAAUGAACCCUUCCUCAGUGUUGGAAAGUACUCCCAAUGUCCAAGAGUUAGAUUAAUGUCUGUGCGCUAUCAAUGGAGCUACAGUCAGGAAGAAGUGAUUAGCCUAACUUAGCAUGAAGUCUGGAAGCAACUUCCAGUCUUUAUGCUCAGCUGUACUUACGCAGAAAUGAGAGUUGUAUCAUUGUACCUACAGUAUCUCACAAAAGUGAGUACAUCCCUCACAUUUUUGUAAAUAUUUGAUUCUAUCUUUUCAUGUUUCAACACUGAAGAAAUGACGCUUUGCUACAAUGUAAAGUAGUGAGUGU
Messenger RNA from Micropterus salmoides (largemouth bass), 6174 nucleotides. RefSeq names its product latent transforming growth factor beta binding protein 1 (gene ltbp1). NCBI's taxonomy places the organism in Eukaryota, Metazoa, Chordata, Actinopteri, Centrarchiformes, Centrarchidae. The record is from RefSeq and is a predicted model, not a curated record. Gene Ontology annotation, molecular function: calcium ion binding.